CAUCAAGCUAUCAUUCCCUCCAAGGCUCCACCAUAACACCCCACCUGACUUAUAUCAUUGAUCACCAUCCUGAUCACCAUGGUCCAGCUCGUUUGGCCGGUGUGAGACUGGACGGAUGCUUAUACAACUCCGACUUUACACCUUUCAUCUCGAACCGUCUCACUGUUUCCGCUUCGUGCCCUCUCUCGGGAAAUGCCGUGGUUGAGGAGCUCUUGAUAGCCUCAGCAACCUUGGAACGAUAAGGACCUUCAGGUCUCAGCCUUCAAGAUGAUGGCUUCAAAUUUGCUGUCUCGGCUGCUGCCUUCUGCGGCGGGCUCGCCAUCCGUCUACGAAACAUUAAGGCAGCAAGACCAUGCCUCUGACGGUUCAGACAUCGAGGAGCGUGCAGGAAUGGCCCUCGACGAACAGAAUCUAGACGAACCGUUCCACGAUUAUGACCUAGAGCAUGCCCUAGCUGAUGCCACCGAGAGUCAAGUUACCACUGAAAGCACUGCUUUUCCCAAGGAUUAUCGCGGCAGAAGUACGACAUCACCGCAAGCCGGCCCUUCCAAAGGCCCAUUGGGACGGGGCAUUAGUCGACCGAAAUGGAUGAAAGGUUCUCCACGGGGGCUCGAUGCGGAAGAACCAGAUGAUGAUGUGCCCCAGUCUCUACUGAUUGAAGGGGGUGAUGCAGCCCGACCUACUGCCCUUGGCAAUAGUCCCAGCCGCAGAGCACAUAUUACACUUGCGGACCCUCCGGUACCUGGUCUGCCAACCCGUGAGGCUCGAAAACAGUGGGAGACUACUCGGACACAGCAACAACUACAUCCGGAUAUGCAGAUUCCUCGGGCUAGAAGACAACCUACAGUGCCAGCAGGCGCUGGACUUAUGGCUGCAAACCCCAAGGAGAAAGCCAUGUGGAUGUGGGCCAACGUGGAAGAUCUUGACAACUUUCUGAAGGAUGUUUAUGACUAUUUUCUUGGCAAUGGUAUUUGGUGCAUUAUGCUUAGCAGGGCACUUAAUCUCUUGACACUAGCAUUCGUCGUUGGUUUUAGCACAUUUUUAACCAUGUGUAUAGACUAUAAGAGCAUCCCUCAAAGCAGGAGUAUGUCGCAAAUUACAAUAGCAAAGUGCACGAAGAACAUGUCCGGUUCGGCCAACUUUUUACUUUGGCUGUUCUCCCUUUUCUGGAUAGGAAAGCUCUUCCAAUAUAUUCUUGAUAUCCGUCGCUUGCGUUAUAUUCAAAAUUUCUAUCAUUACCUUCUGGAUAUACCGGAUUCGGACAUUCAGACGAUCUCGUGGCAAGAAGUAGUCGCACGCCUUAUGGCACUUCGGGACUCGAAUCCUACAACUGCUCAGGCCAUGCACCCACAUCAUCGCAAAUUCAUUGGCAGCCAGUCGAAGCAACGUAUGGAUGCGCAUGACAUUGCAAAUCGUUUGAUGCGCAAGGAAAACUAUUUGAUUGCUCUGUUCAACAAGGAUAUCCUUGACCUGACACUUCCCAUUCCCUUCUUAAGGGACCGACCUCUGUUCUCAAAAACUCUAGAGUGGAAUCUCAACCUUUGCAUUUUAGAUUUUGUGUUCAAUGAGCGAGGUCAGCUACGCCCGCUAUUUUUGAAGGAUACCCAUCGUCGUGCGCUCAGUGAAGGGUUACGCCGCCGGUUUCUCUUUGCAGGUAUCAUGAAUGUCAUUUGCGCCCCUUUUAUUAUCACGUACUUUAUGAUGCUUUACUUUUUCCGUUAUUUUAAUGAAUAUAAGAAGAAUCCGGCCCAAAUCGGCUCGCGCCAGUAUACGCCUCUGGCUGAGUGGAAAUUCCGAGAAUUUAACGAGCUGUGGCAUAUUUUCCAAAGGCGUAUCAACAUGUCCUAUCCCUUUGCGUCUCGCUACAUUGAUCAAUUCCCCAAGGAUAAGACCAUCCAGCUGAGCCGGUUCGUUGCGUUCGUUGCCGGUGCCAUCACUUCAAUAUUAGCUCUAAUAACUCUCAUUGAUCCGGAGUUAUUCCUUGAUUUUGAGAUUACUCCGAAGCGAACCGUCAUCUUCUACCUCACCUUGUUUGGAGGUAUUUGGGCCGUUGCCCGGGGCGCUAUCCCAGAAGACAAUCUUGUGUUCGAUCCCGAAUUCGCUCUCAAUAAUGUCAUAGAGUAUACGCACUACGUUCCGGCACAAUGGCAAGGACGUCUCCACAGCGAUGAUGUUCGCAAGGAGUUUUCCAUGCUUUAUCAGAUGAAGGUGGUCAUAUUCCUGGAGGAGCUGAUGAGCAUCAUCUUCACUCCCUUUGUUUUAUGGUUCAGUCUGCCUAAGUGCAGCGACCGCGUGGUAGAUUUCUUCCGCGAAUUUACAGUCCACGUGGACGGUCUGGGCUAUGUGUGUUCAUUUGCCGUUUUCGAUUUUCAAAAGGGGCCCCACGACCCAGGGCGUCCUCGUCAGCAACCAACUGAUGGUCAGCAUGGCCUUCGGGACGAUUAUUUCUCUACCAAGGAUGGCAAGAUGUUGGCUUCAUACUAUGGGUUUUUGGAUAAUUAUGCCGGCAAUCCUCGUCCUGGCGCCCCUCAUGGCAGCACCGGAACAAAACGUUCUUUCCAUCCACCGCCCGCAUUUCCAGGGCUCAUGUCACCCCUGCUUGCAGCGGAAAUGAGUGGAGCCGCCAACGGCCGGCCUCCGCGAUCUGCAACGCGCCCUGGCACCGCGGGCACUAGCGGAAGGGGACCACCACGGACGCCCAAGUUUGCGCCGGCGGGUAUGACUGCAUCCCCUAUGCCGUCGAUACUCCUGGAUCCGCAUCAUCAGCCAUCCGCUUCUGGCUUCCGAACCGUCCCUCGGCAUGGCACGCAGUCUCGAUAUCGCACUUCGCGACAUCCGCUAACGGAGCCAAUUCAGGACGCAGAAGAAGGGCCAUCUGACAGCCUCGAGCGUCGUGGCGGAGUCACGUCCAGCGGAUCGGCCGGUGGUCUUGCGACAGAGAGUAAUCUCGGAGAGUCCUGGAAGACGACUCGUGCCGGGACCGGCGAGGUGGAUGAAGGCGAGGGUGAAGAGGCUGAGGCGCUUGCAGGCGAUAAGGGUGCUGGUGUUUUGGGUCUCAUUUAUCAGUUCCAGAAAGCUCAGACAGAAGGCAGAGGGACGGGCGUCAAUAUUUGACCUGGACUGGACGCGUCACUCGAAUUACAAAUUAUCAUUUCUUGCAUGGUGUUUUUCUGUAUUGGGAGUUCUACUCUUUCCCUACCGAUUGUCUAUUGAUGGAUUAUAGACGUGGUAAAUGCAUCCACACGAUCGAUGCCGGUCGUCAUGAUUAUUAGCGUUCACGUUAAUCAGUACAGCAGCAGCAGAGUGUUAUCUUAGACCUGGUAUACGAGCAUUAAGAGAAGAAAUACCAUGAC
Messenger RNA from Xylona heveae TC161, 3353 nucleotides. RefSeq names its product autophagy-related protein 9. Gene Ontology annotation, biological process: autophagy of mitochondrion; protein localization to phagophore assembly site. Gene Ontology annotation, cellular component: autophagosome; phagophore assembly site. The coding region runs from base 268 to 3114 and encodes 948 amino acids. The transcript is spliced from 4 exons. NCBI's taxonomy places the organism in Eukaryota, Fungi, Ascomycota, Xylonomycetes, Xylonales, Xylonaceae. The record is from RefSeq and is a predicted model, not a curated record.